Molecule: messenger RNA, 1411 nt
Organism: Thrips palmi
Lineage: Eukaryota; Metazoa; Arthropoda; Insecta; Thysanoptera; Thripidae
Product: methyltransferase-like protein 22
Exons: 6
Coding region: 294-1145 (283 amino acids)
Biological process (GO): protein methylation
Cellular component (GO): nucleus
Molecular function (GO): protein methyltransferase activity
Source: RefSeq, a predicted model, not a curated record
GCUCUCGGCGGCGGGCACCACCCGUGUCAUCGCGUUUCAGGAACUGCUACGUUGCACGUAAUAAAAUACUUGUUGCCAUCAGUGCCCUCGUGUGAAAAAAUGCCACCAUUUGAAAAGGACUGGCCGAAGUAAAAUCCCGUAUCUUUGAAAAGUCUGACGGCAAGGCAAGGAUCUAGCGAAGAGACCAGCGCCAACCUGGGCCGCGGAGCGGGUUUGAAAUACACGAAGGUCCUUCACGACUUGAGCUCAUUUUGGCUGCCUUUCCCACCUUGUCACACACCGAGACUGAGGAAAUGGCGACGGUCACCGAACACCAAGUCACCUCGGAGAUCUACGCGGACGAAGGCAUAGCCGUCGGCGCUCCUCGCGCUGGGGGAUACGUGACCACCAAGUUCUACUUCAAGUGCCCCCUUGCCCCAGGCGAGGGGAAGCAGCUGGAGCAGCUGGAGCAGGACAGCGACGGGGACCUCGUCGUGGAGCGGAGGAACAGGGAGGAGGUGAUCCGCAUCGAGCACAGCGCGUCCACCAGCCUGCGGAUGGUGGGGCUGCAGGUGUGGCGCGGGGCGCUGCUGCUGGCCGACUGGGCCGUGCACUGCGGGCCUUCCCUGCUGCGGGGCGCCACCGUGCUGGAGCUGGGCGCGGGCACGGGGCUCACCAGCAUCGUGGCCGCCAUGCACGCCAAGGAGGUCGUCAGCACGGACGUGGACCUGGGCGGCAUCCUGGACCUCAUCAAGGCCAACGCCGCGCUCAACAGGGACGUGGUCAAGGCCAAGUUCACCGUGCUCGGCCUCGACUUCUUCGCCGAGCAGUGGUCGCCGGAAGUGCAGGGCAAGCUCAAGGAGGUGUCACUUGUGUUUGCAGCUGACGUUAUUUACGACGUGGACCUGACCGAGGCAUUCGUUCGGACCCUAUUGAAAGUGAUGAGCGUGCCACCAAAGAAGACAUUGUUCUUCGCUCUGGAGAAGAGAUAUGUGUUCACAACAGAUGAUUUUGAAUCCGUCGCACCAGUUUAUGAACACUUUGUGUCCUACCUCGAACAUUGCCGACCCAAGUCUUGGACCAUUGAACAAAUUCCCCUUGACUUUCCUCAAUACUUCCGAUAUGAACGGGUCAAGCAGCUUGUGCUUUGGAAGAUUGCAUCUUGAGCUACACCGUUAACAUUACAUGUUAUGCUUGUUUUUUGUUGCUGCAGUUUUAUGUCGAAUCGAUUUCGUUGUGCUUGUACUUCGUCUUGUGCUUGUUAUUUACUAACAUUUCUCCUAAAGUGUUAAAGCAUUCACUUCAUGCGCGGGUAUUUCUCAGUAUUGUAUCACAAUCUGUUAGAUAAUAAUUUGAAAGCUGUGAUAGUAUUUUCUCGAUCCUCGCUGUGAUUUUUAGGCUUUGUAGGGCCAAUAAAAUAUUUAUUUUUGCA